UCUACGCGGUAAUGACCGCUGGAGUUUGAUGUGAAGUUAGAAUAGCUAUAGAUACGUCAUCAGGUACUAUCUGCUGCCUAAGCGGAGCCUUAAAUAGUGUAUCAUUUAUUAUUAUUUUGUUUAUUUUUAAUUAUUAUUUAUUUCUGACAAAUUGCUGAAGUGCACAUGCAGCACAGCGGUUUUAACAAUCAAAGCCGCCUUAUUGCUACAGAUAUGGUGGACACGCAGAUGCCCGCUUGGCCAAUGAGUUUUGGGCUGAACCCGGUGGACCUGGCUGGACUGGAUGACAGCUCCCACUCAUUUGACAUGAAGCCCUUCUCCACCCUGGACUACACCAGCCUCUCGAGCCUGGGUUACGACACCAGUCCGCCACAGAGCGAGGACCUGACGCACAUGGAAUACAUGUACAAUUUCAAAAUGCAAGAGAACCAAAGUACAAUAAAACUUGAGCCAGAAUCCCCACCUCAGUAUUCAGAGAGCAACCUGUCUUAUUCCAAAGCACAUGAUGACCCAUCCACCUCGAUGCUCAACAUUGAAUGUCGGGUGUGUGGAGACAAGGCCUCUGGGUUCCACUACGGAGUCCACGCUUGUGAGGGCUGUAAGGGCUUCUUCCGCAGGACCAUCCGGUUAAAGCUGGUGUAUGACCACUGUGAUCUGCACUGUCGCAUUCACAAAAAGAGCCGCAACAAAUGUCAAUACUGUCGCUUCCAGAAGUGCCUAAUGGUCGGAAUGUCACAUAAUGCCAUUCGCUUUGGCCGAAUGCCCCAGGCCGAGAAGGAGAAGCUCCUGGCGGAAUUCUCCACUGACCUGGAUCACAUGCACCCAGAGUCCGCUGACCUGCGGGCCCUCGCCAAGCACUUAUACGAAUCUUAUCUCAAGUACUUCCCCCUGACCAAAGCCAAGGCAAGGGCCAUCCUCUCAGGGAAGACUGGGGACAGUGCACCCUUUGUCAUCCACGAUAUGAAGUCCUUGACGGAAGGCGAGCAGUUCAUAAACUGCAGGCAGAUGCCGUUGAUGGAGCAGAGGCCCGACCUAGGCAUGGUCCAGGAGUCCCCGGACGAGGUGGAGCUGCGCUUCUUCCACAGCUGCCAGUUCCGCUCGGCGGAGGCCGUCCGCGAGGUCACCGAGUUCGCCAAGAGCAUCCCGGGCUUCGUGGGCCUGGACCUGAACGACCAGGUGACGCUGCUGAAGUACGGCGUCAUAGAGGUGCUGAUCAUCAUGAUGGCGCCGCUCAUGAACAAGGACGGCACACUCAUCUCCUAUGGCCAGAUCUUCAUGACCCGAGAGUUCCUGAAGAGCCUGCGCAAGCCCUUCUGCGAGAUGAUGGAGCCCAAGUUCGAGUUCUCCGUCAAGUUCAACAUGCUGGAGCUGGACGACAGUGACAUGGCGCUCUUCCUUGCUGUCAUCAUCCUCAGCGGAGAUCGGCCCGGGUUGUUGAACGUGAAGCCCAUCGAGGACCUCCAGGAGACUGUGCUGCACGCUCUGGAGCUCCAGCUGAAGAUGAACCACCCCGACUCGCUGCAGCUCUUCGCCAAGGUGCUACAGAAGAUGACGGACCUCCGGCAGCUUGUCACAGACCAUGUGCACCUGAUUCAGUUGCUGAAGAAGACCGAGGUCGACAUGUGCUUACAUCCACUGCUGCAGGAGAUCAUGAAGGACUUGUAUUAGACUGGGGAACGGCCCUGCUCCAUCUUCAACUGACAUGCUACUUCACACAGCACCUGAAAUGCGUGCCAUGGUAGUAUUA
This is a messenger RNA of Megalops cyprinoides (Indo-Pacific tarpon), 1747 nucleotides long. It is a transcript of the gene pparg, whose product is annotated as peroxisome proliferator-activated receptor gamma. Lineage: Eukaryota; Metazoa; Chordata; Actinopteri; Elopiformes; Megalopidae. The coding region runs from base 166 to 1668 and encodes 500 amino acids. The record is from RefSeq and is a predicted model, not a curated record. Gene Ontology annotation, cellular component: nucleus. The transcript has 7 exons. Gene Ontology annotation, molecular function: zinc ion binding; nuclear receptor activity; RNA polymerase II cis-regulatory region sequence-specific DNA binding. Gene Ontology annotation, biological process: positive regulation of transcription by RNA polymerase II; cell differentiation; negative regulation of transcription by RNA polymerase II.